Molecule: messenger RNA, 953 nt
Organism: Cuscuta campestris
Lineage: Eukaryota; Viridiplantae; Streptophyta; Magnoliopsida; Solanales; Convolvulaceae
Source: the annotation of a GenBank genome assembly
GGUUCUAAAUUAAAAUUCAGCUGCCAAAACAUGAAAACUGUUAAUUGGAUAUUUGACGGAGGAACUGUGUAGAACUCUGGAGAAGAGAAAAUGGAAGAAGAUGGUAGAAGAAGUGUUCUACGGAAGAUUCGUGAAGGUUCAGAAACCGUCGUCUCUCUCGUAUAUAAAUCUGUUUCCUGUUCCUCCCAUUCCUCACCAGACGAAACCAAUCCGCUCGAAUUAUUCAUUCAUUAGCUAUUUCCGAAUCUACAAGCUUCAAAUCUCACCGAUUCAAUUGAUAAAGUGAAAAUGUCUCUGAUUCCGAGCAUCUUUGGAGGUCGCCGGAGCGGCGUUUUCGAUCCAUUCUCUCUGGAUCUGUGGGACCCGUUCGAAGGACUCCGGCUGUCCGGCGGCGGCGGGUCGGAGGUAUCGGCGUUCGCGAGCGCGCGGGUGGACUGGAAGGAGACGCCGGAGGCGCACGUGUUCAAGGCGGAUCUGCCGGGGCUGAAGAAGGAGGAGGUGAAGGUGGAGGUGGAGGAGGGAGGGAGAGUGCUGCAGAUCAGCGGGGAGAGGAGCAGAGAGGUGGCGGAGGAGAGGAAGGAGGACAAGUGGCACCGCGUGGAGCGGAGCAGCGGCAAGUUCCUGCGGCGGUUCCGCCUGCCGGAGAAUGCCAAAAUGGAUCAGGUGAAGGCGGCGAUGGAGAACGGCGUGCUCACAGUCACCGUCCCCAAAGAGGAAGCCAAGAAGAAACCUGAGGUCAAAUCCGUUGAGAUCUCUGCUUAAUCAUUACCCCUUUCCUUCGAUUCUGAUCUUCAUUUUUGAACAUGGAAUUUGUGUGGUGUUAUGAAAAAAGAAAUCUUAAUUGUGUGAUUAUCCUCCUGAAACUGCAGUUUCUUUAAUAGUGUCAAUCAUGUAAUGUGAUAAUUCUCAUGUAGAAGAUUGUGUGAUAUUAUCAAUAAAUACUGUUUUCUUCU